Messenger RNA from Haliaeetus leucocephalus (bald eagle), 1602 nucleotides. It is a transcript of the gene RNF4, whose product is annotated as ring finger protein 4. The transcript is spliced from 4 exons. Lineage: Eukaryota; Metazoa; Chordata; Aves; Accipitriformes; Accipitridae. Bases 227 to 451 code for a protein of 74 amino acids. The record is from RefSeq and is a predicted model, not a curated record.
GCGGUCCCCCCAAUGGCGGGAGAGCGGAGGCGGGCGUUGCCCUACGCCGCUGCCGGGUCGGGUGUUGAGGGGUCGGAAGAACAUCGUUCUCAGACCCUGAGAAAUCUGGACUUUUUUAACAGUGUGCUACCUAAAGGAAUAUAAGGAGUUGAUACUUGCAGCUUCCUUGCAAUUAAUUUUUUGAUAUUUGUACCUCUCUCUCUGUGGUUUUAGAUCAAGAAACGCCAUGAGCACAACUCAACGAAAGCGCCGUGGAGGAGCAGUUAAUUCUAGGCAAGCUCGGAAACGAAACAGGUUGAUGGCUUCAACCACAGAAAUGGCUUCAGAAGCAGAGCCAAUAGAACUUGAAGAAAGUGCUGGUGAGGAAGUAGUAGAUCUCACAUGUGAAUCUUCUGAUCCUGUAGUCGUUGACCUAACUCACAAUGAUUCUGUUGUGGUAAGUAGUGAAUAGCGCGCUUAUCUAAAUCUUGUGGUCACGUUAGGUCUGUGUUGUGCUCCCUGAUAGCAUCUGACUUCAAGGAUAAGUUUUAAGUUCGAAGUUGACUUGGCAUGGCAUGAAAGCCAUGCGUUACAGGUCAACAGAGAAGCUGCUCCGGAGCUGGAGCUUAGCAAAGCCCUUCUUGGGCACCGCAGUACCGCCCUGUUUUCCCAGGCUGUUGUGAAUGUGCAUGGGUACUUUUCUUGAAGAAUUGCUGGUUAAAUGUCUAUACAAAAAGUGUAACCAGUUUAAGCAGUCUAGAGGUGAUCCUGUGCCUUUUCAUUGCACAGACAUGGUGAUAAAUGCCUUUCAGGUAUGACAUUCUGUAAGGAUGUAGACCCCUCGUUCACUAAGUGUUAGUCUAAGGAUCAGAGGAAGUCUGGUAUACUCGUCAUGGCGCAGUCAUGAAUGUUGAUGAAGCAUCCUACGGACAAGUACUAAGCUUGAGGAAUGUGGAAGACUGAACGCUAAGGCAUGGAAGAAUUCUGUUGAAAUGCGUAUUUGACCUCUAGUUGAAGAUCUGUACAGUAAAAGGCAGCGGAUGUCAUGAAUGCAGAAGUAAAACUUAAUCCUUCUGAGGUUUGGGUUUGGGUCGUAGUUUACCAAGGCCUUAGAUAUUCAAAAAGUCAUCGUCUGGGCUUGUCUUCUGGCAUCUCAAUAAGUAGCCUGGCUUAAAGGGUUAAAACACGGCUUUGAUUUGCCACUUUAGACAGUUCCCGUUCAACCCCAAAUGGGCCUAUGAAUGCAUCAACGUCUAUGAGUAUCACUGCCUGAUAGUGGCAGAGCAAUCUAAAAUAGCUAGCUGCUCCAGAACUUGGGGAGAAUACAUGUGUACGGCUACUGUGAUGGCUACUGUAACAUAAGGAGAUGCAAUUUCAAGCUGAAGCUAUGAUAGCUGUAUCAAAGAUCCAGGCGAAUGACUUAAAUAAAAAGCGAAGGAGGUAACAGUCUGUGACUUGACAAAUAUGAAGUGUUUAGCUGCAAUGUCAGUUGAAGGUACUCCUGUCAGAGAGAUGCCAAGCGCAACUGCAGCUGACCGUGGUACAAACUAGUUCUGGUUUCGGCUGGGAUAGAGUUAAUUGUCUUCCUAGUAGCUGGUAUAGUGCUGUGUUUUGGGUUCACUG